Molecule: messenger RNA, 1269 nt
Organism: Brettanomyces nanus
Lineage: Eukaryota; Fungi; Ascomycota; Pichiomycetes; Pichiales; Pichiaceae
Exons: 1
Coding region: 1-1269 (422 amino acids)
Biological process (GO): carbohydrate catabolic process
Molecular function (GO): magnesium ion binding; L-rhamnonate dehydratase activity
Source: RefSeq, a predicted model, not a curated record
AUGACAGCUUUAACUUCAAAAACAGUCGUGGAAUUCCCACGCAUCAAGGCCAUUAAGACCUACCUUCUCCAGGGUAAAGGUAUUGGUGGUGACUACCACAAUGUCGCCAAAGGUCACUGGUUAGUGGAUAACUACAUCUCUAACCCAAUGUCCAAGUUCGAAGAGUACAGAGCUUCAAGAACUUCAUGGGGUAUCAAUGUUUUGGGAUCUUUCUGUGUUGAGAUCGAGACCACCGAUGGUACCAAGGGUUUCGCCACUGGUUUCGGUGGACCUAUCGCAUGUUGGCUCGUUCAGCAUCACUUUGAGAGAUUUAUUCUCGGUGCUGAUCCAAGAGACAUCAACCUUCUCUGGGACAAGAUGUUCCGUGCAUCUAUGUUCUAUGGUAGAAAGGGAGUUACUAUGGCCACUAUUUCAGUUAUUGAUUUGGCCCUUUGGGAUUUGCUCGGAAAGAUCAGAAAUGAGCCUGUGUACAAGAUGAUUGGUGGUGCAACUAGAGAGAAAAUCGACUUCUACUGUACUGGAUGUGAUCCAGAGGCAGCCAAGAAGAUGGGAUUCUGGGGAGGUAAGGUCGCUCUUCCAUUCGGUCCUGAUGAAGGCCAUAAAGGUCUAAGAAAGAACGUUGAGUUUUUGAGAAAGCAUCGUGAAGCCGUUGGACCAGACUUCCCAUUGAUGGUUGACUGUUACAUGUCGUUGAAUGUUUCAUACACCAUCGACUUGGUUAAGGCUACUCAGGAUUUGGACAUCAACUGGUGGGAGGAAGUUUUACAUCCAGAUGACUUUGAUGGUUAUGCCCUUUUGAAACGUGCCUAUCCAAAUAUGAAAUUCACUACGGGUGAGCACGAGUACACCAAGUAUGGAUUCAGGAAGUUGAUUGAGGGAAGAAACAUCGAUAUCUUGCAGCCAGAUGUUAUGUGGGUUGGUGGUAUGACAGAGCUAUUGAAGAUCGCUGCUCAAGCUGCAGCCUACGAUAUUCCAGUUGUGCCACAUGCCUCUGGUCAGUACUCGUAUCACUUUGUUGCUUCGCAGAAUAACACUCCAUUCCAGGAGUACUUGGCCAACUCCCCAGAUUCGAAGUCUGUUUUGCCAGUGUUCGGUGCUUUGUUCACCAACGAGACCGUCCCAACAAAGGGUUAUCUCCACCUAUCCCAGUUGGACAACCCCGGUUUCGGUUUGACCUUGAAUCCAAAGGUUAAGUUGAUCGAUGCCGCUGGUAUCUUAGAUCCAGCUCCUGAGAAGCCUUUGAAGUUUGAUGAGAAGAAGACUAAUUGA